AUGGAGCCUGCGGACGAACCACCGGGCGAAUCUUUUCAUACUGUUCCAAUUUAUCAAUUUGACGCGUCUUCCGACAGUGAUUCUGACGACCCAGGACGCAUUGUUCCUCCCGUAGGACCUGUGCUUGAAACGCCGCCUACUCAGCCUAUCCAACCCUCUCAACCUACCCAAUCUACUCAAUCUAUUUUGUCUCAUAGAAUACCGGUACAACCUCCGCAACGUUCUUAUACGGCUCCACUAAUUCAACAUGAACGACAGCCCUCAGAAGUAUCAAUGGUCGCGGAAUCCAUACAAACUAGGCCAAGCAUGGACGAUGACGAUCUAUUCGAGGAAGAUAGCACCAGUGAAGAAGAGGAAGUUAUUCCUACAGGAUUAUCAACACGGUCUCCCGGAGCUCCAGUUUUACCAACUAUGUCAGCGAGUCCGACUCCGGCAUACGAAAGUCGGGGUAUAGCAGAUGUUCCAGACAUUCCAGGAAGGGUAGAUACUCGAGGUAUAAUGCCUUCUUCAUUAACAAGCGUUCCAAUAAGUUCCGAGAGAAGAUUGCAUCGAUCAAGUUUGGAACAAACCCAAUCGCCCCAAGUUACGCAACCUCACACAGCCUUCGAUAGUGCUGCGCGUGGAACACAAAAAGAGAUAAGUGAAAAAGAACGCCGUCAUUCGAGAGAUGAUUCACGUACAUAUCAUCAUCAUCAUCGGGAAUCAUCGGAUCUUCUACCAUUGACACUUGUUACUGAUCGUGGAUCGAGCGGUCUUUCAUUUACAACAAAUUUUGCGUACCUUCCUUCACCAUUUGGCCGAGUAAUAACACGUUCACAAAUAAUGGCACGUGUGGCUUGGUUCUCUCAAUUAGCUAUAUUCAAUAUUGUCUAUGCGGGCUAUAAGCUAGGUGGAAAAAGUACAAAUACAACAACUAGUGAUACUAAUGUCAGCGAUGGAAAAAAUUAUGCGGCCAACCUUAUCGGAUUGGUUAUUUUUCCUAUUAUAUUCUUCAUAUUAUACAUUGUCCUUGUAACAAUUUGGACAUAUCUAGAUCUUCGAAGGAAAGGAUUUGACACGUCAUUCACAGUCAUAUAUUAUUCUCCUUUAAUGCUUUUUUCAAUAUUUUUCGAUGAAACAAGACGUGUAGAUGUCUCCAAGUUUCAUGAGGUUAAUUAUGGUGCUAAAUGGUGGCGAUUUGGAACCACUAGGGUUCGCGAAGGCAUAAUCAUGACCCUUUAUUGUUUAUUUGUACUUGCUUUUGUUUUGUCAGAUGUAAUUGGUCGUGCUAUGAAUCAACCUAAUGCAGAAGUUUCAGAAGUAUUUGGCGACUUUGUACCUUUCUUUUUUAUGUUAGUUGUAUAUUUUUUAGGAGUAAUAGUAUUUAUUUGGGUGGUUGUAGAUGCCGUGGUAGCGGGUACAAUGCACGGAAGCGGGGAGGGACGAAAGAGAUUAGUUGGUGCGUUAUCAGGUGCCUUUAGAAUAAGGAGAGGAUAA
Cetraspora pellucida is the source of this 1476-nucleotide messenger RNA. The record is from the annotation of a GenBank genome assembly. Lineage: Eukaryota; Fungi; Glomeromycota; Glomeromycetes; Diversisporales; Gigasporaceae.